Spodoptera exigua (beet armyworm) is the source of this 1032-nucleotide messenger RNA. NCBI's taxonomy places the organism in Eukaryota, Metazoa, Arthropoda, Insecta, Lepidoptera, Noctuidae. The record is from the annotation of a GenBank genome assembly.
AUGAUUGAGCUGUCUAACAUGCUGUUCGUGGCAUCGUACUGUGCUCCUAGUACGAAAAAAGGUCAAUUGUGGAUGCACACUAUUUUAAUAUUUGCGUUCAUGCUAUAUUCAAUAUGGGCAUGGCACGUGAUAUGUUCACCUGAUGCCUUCUCGUGGAACUUUGGAUUUGUGUUCCUGAACCUAGCACAAGUGGUCUACUUGGUUUACGAGAUGAGGCCUGUUAAAUUCGACCCUGAAUUAGAAGAGGUUUAUCAUACACUUUUUGAACCGUUCAAGGUGUCAAGAUUACAAUUCAAACGCAUGGUAUCUCCAGACUUCGCUCACGUGAUGUCCUUGCACGCAGGAGAAGCGUAUGCAAUGCAGAACUUAACAAAAACCGAUCGGUUGGGACUUUUGCUCUCUGGAAAGGUUAACGUUAUGAGUGGUCAUCAAUUUUUACACCCUAUUCUUCCGUGUGAGUUUUUGGACUCUCCUGAGUUCGAAUCGAGUCGAGCUACGAUCGACGAAAAGUUUAAGGUGUCGAUAGUAGCUGCGUCAUCAUGCCGCUACGUGUACUGGCAGCGGAGUUCUUUGGAAUAUUUGUUCGUUAAGGAGCCGUACCUCGCGUGCGUAGUGACUACGUUGAUAGCACGCGAUAUCACCACCAAGUUGUACGCUAUGAACAAUAAGAUCGUCACUGAGAGAGGGUCGCACCUCGACAUCAGGUUGCCAAGCAUAUCGCACGCACUUGCAAGGAGUCCGCGCAAACUUCGUGGAGCAAGCAAGCUUCCACCUCCGACAACCGUUCAACCAGUACCGCCUGAAAAACGUCCCAAUUGUUGGAGUCGUGAAACGGAACCUCUAACUACGGCUGUUAAGCGCAAUUGCAACCCAACGUAUAAUGGAGGUGAUGAGGAAUUGAUGCCGUUAGCGGCUCACGAGGCCCCGGCUGCAUCAUCUGAUGAUUUGUCAGUAGCAGAUAGCUGUCCUGACACGUCUUCCAAGUACCAUAGCUGUGAGGCCGUGGAAACUGACGAUGAACUCCGACAUUAG